GAAGUCCUUUCAAACGGUUUCCCACAAAUAAACGGUUCUAGCCCUGGUGCAAUACUGGAUCAGCCUAAAAAUACCUUCGAAUCGACCACCAAUGGAGUCCAUUUUCCUUCCACGCAAAUGCCCUCUGGAAGCUCAUCGAUUGUCAAUUUGCACGACUCGAGUGACGAAGCCGAGACUGGACGAGAAACAACUGCACGCGUUCGAUUCAAUGCUGAGGAUGGUCCAGCAAAGCAUGCCAACGAUGUUCGGGAGUAUCCCAAGACACGGCAUCCAAUACACCUUAAGAAAGGACUCGACGGGGAAAUUGUGCACAAAACCAAUGACAAUUCUCCCCACAUACCAUCCAACGUACGCGAUCUCCAUCCGAACGCCGAUCAGAACACCUCUCAUAACGCCAAUGUACCCCUCUAUAUUAGGAAACAGGAUACGCCAAAGCGUGCCCUUGGGGGAGUUGGCUCUGCUACGGAUACUUCUUCUCUCUAUACUAAUACGCAAGGAAGCGACUAUGCAGGCAGCCUCAGUUCUGAUCUCACUUCACCUGUUUCGCCUACAAGUUCAGCUGGAAUUGACGAUCUCCUGUCGACGAAUGUAUCUACGUCAAAUUCUGGGCGUGGACGUCAUAAUGGCAAUGACAAUGGUGGUCCCGGUGUGACGUUUGCUGAAUCACCUUUGGAGGGUCCUGGAUCCCAUGCUAGUCGUGCUGAUCGGGAAAAGGAUGAUGAAGAGGAGUAUAGCAGUGGAGGUGAGGAGAUUGAUACGAUUACCAAGUCUGUGGCCUUUGGAGAUGACGUGAAAGACAAUGAGGAUAAUGGAAACCAGAAGUUGAUUCGUCGCGAUACUCCACACUAUACUAAGCGUGCUCGUAUUCACACGUCGGGCUGCUGCGUUCACCAACUUGUUGUAAUGUGUAGCAAGGUCCUUUUAGCGGUGAAUAAUGAAGAAGCAGUCAUCAAGCUCCUUAAGAAGUGCUGCGAUCCAAACGUGGUUAAUUCCUUUGCGGAAGGCAUUCCUCCUGAUAGUACAAGGUCAACUGAUAGUCUUCUAACAGCAGGGUCUAAAAAUGCCCAAGCAUCUCAUACAACGCCUUCUAACGCCACCCCCGGCAGUACCUCCCCCUCUCUACUUGCGCAAUCCGCAGCCAACGUCCAGCAAACUCUUGUCUCCCAAUCAGUAUCACCACCGAAAACAGAACAGGUUACUCUGCAUAUAACCCUCGAGAGGGAACCUGGAGGAGGUCUGGGCUUGAGUAUUGCUGGAGGAGUGGGCUCGGUACCAUUUCGUGGCUUGGAUCAAGGCAUCUUUGUUAGUCGCCUUGCUCCUGGGGGGUUGGCAGAGACGUCGGGGCUGAAAGUUGGGGAUAAGUUGCUAGAGGUGAACGGCGUGAGUAUGGUUAACGUUGAGCACCAAGUGGCUGUGAGCGCUCUUCGCACAGACGCCACACGAUUCAAGCUCUUGCUCUGUCGCGAAGUGCCCGUUGUCACCCAUGCGCCUCCUCACUCAUCUCAUACAAUCAAUGUGGAAUCCACCAAUGACGAUCGAUCGGCAAAAGCCUUCCCCCUUCAACCGACAUAUCUUGCGGAUCCUCAGAGAGCGCAUAAUUUGCCUUCCAGUCUACUCAAUACCACUUCUCUUGGAAGGCUUAUACCCAGUUCUACUCUUCCCUUUGCUCAAGCUGCACCUACGGCUAUGCAACUAAUAAAAUGCACACUCCAUCGUGAUUGGAGCGGACUUGGUUUCAGCAUUGCCGGGGGUCGUGGUGUUUUGGGUCCUCAAGCUGAUGCGUCGACUAUUUACAUUAGCCGAAUUGUUGAAGGCGGUGCCGCUGAUAAAACUGGACAACUUCGAGUUGGAGAUCAAUUGUAUAAGCCAGAUGUGCAUAUUGACCUCUAUUUCCAUGGAACUAAAGAAUCAAACGAGACCGGCCGUAAUCUGACACACUCUCCUUCACUUACUUCCGAUGGGCCCCAGUUUCUACGCAAAGAAGCCGGUCUCGAUGUCUACCGAGUGAACUUGAAGCACCGACCGGGUAAAAAUCUUGGACUGCGCAUCUGUGGUGGCUGUGAUUCCUCAUCUCUACCUUUCGGUGGCGAGACUCCCGGUAUCUUUAUCUGCCGAGUUCAAGAAGGUGGUGAGGCCCAGGAAGCAGGUCUUCGCGUUGGUGAUCGUCUACUGAGCGUGAAUGGUCGUGAUUUGCGUCGAGUGAAUCACGACGAAGCUGUCUCCGCUCUCAUGCCCUCCGGUCUCAGUGAGGAGUCCCUACUACUUGAAGUUCGACGUGAUCCCUUGCCUCCUGGCCUUCGUGAGCUUAUCAUUUCCUGCCCUGAAGAUGAGCCCCUUGGUUUGAGUCUUAUGAGUCGACGCUCCAUGCUUCCAUCGCCAAUAAUGCCAACUACAUCGGACAAAACCGACCAAGAAGCCGAGGAUGGAAAGGAGGGUAUAUUUGUGCACCAGAUUGCACCCAGCAGUUCUAUUGCUCGUGAUGGAAAACUGAAACCCGGCGACCAAAUCCUGGUGGCCAAUUCUGAAUGGUUGAUGAGUUUGGAACCUCAGGAAAUUAUUGAGGUUGUCCAACCGCAGGAAGGGAAACUGCUCUUAACCAUUUGCGAUGGAAUUGACCCCUCGAGUUUAAUCGAAAAGGUCUCAUCUCACAGACAGGCAACUUUUAGCAAUAUUUCUUGCCAAAUUAUCGAUUGCAAUGGCAGUGAGUCAGACCAAGCUAAAUCUAUCAAGACAUCUUAUCUUGGCCGCAUUGAAAAUGUUCACCCCAUGGUUGAAAAAUCCCCUGGAGAGUGCGUCCGUACUCUUGUGAUUCGAAAAUGCAUACCCCACAGUCGCCAUUUCAAAACACCUCAAGCUACUGAAUCUGUUUGCACUCCACCCCCGUCAAGUAAUUCUACUGGACAACCUUCAGCUAAGGUCACAUCGAAUCUGAGUGACGCCUACCCUGAACUCUUUGAUUUCAAGUCCAUAGACGUUCGAGUUCUGUCUCGGCCAAAGAAAGUUAUAUCCAGAUUGGUUAGAGAACGUAUGAGAUGCUGGCAAGCGGAUAGAGAUCGUGCUGAAGGUGUGAAUUUGAGAUUGCCAAGAUUUCCGGUUCUUGCGAAUACGGAAAGUGGUAAAAUCAGUGAUAGGCAAUCGACCCCCUCUGAAAAGCCUUUGGGACCAUGCAAUGUGGAUGAAUAUAGCUGGAAACGCGCUAGUCAGGAUCUGAAAACGAAGUCGUCGCGUGGUAAAGUAAAAACCGUAUCAGCGAUUCCAGUAGUUGGUCAGUUAAUUGAACCUCAAAUGAGCCCGGGACUUUGUGGACCACUUAUUUCUGAAACUAAAGAACCGAGCCAGGUAGAACUCAGCCUAUUGGCGACUGUACCAAACGUGAAAUCACCCAAGCAACUAUCUCCACCGAUUGAAACUCUGCCUUCCUUCAAAGAUCGAAUGCGCUUCUUUGAAAUGGCUCGCUAA
Messenger RNA from Rodentolepis nana, 3459 nucleotides. NCBI's taxonomy places the organism in Eukaryota, Metazoa, Platyhelminthes, Cestoda, Cyclophyllidea, Hymenolepididae. The record is from the annotation of a GenBank genome assembly.